Molecule: messenger RNA, 2987 nt
Organism: Petromyzon marinus (sea lamprey)
Lineage: Eukaryota; Metazoa; Chordata; Hyperoartia; Petromyzontiformes; Petromyzontidae
Product: N(G),N(G)-dimethylarginine dimethylaminohydrolase 1-like
Source: RefSeq, a predicted model, not a curated record
UGCAGCGUGAACCCCACCCCCUGUGCAUGGGCAAGAGAGCCCCUCCCCUCACGUCCUACAUAACGGGCUGUCUCACGCGUGAGCGCGACGCACGGUGGAACGGGAGUAGGAGAGAGACUGUGAGAGAGAGAGAGAUAAGGAGAGAGAUAAGGAGAGAGGGAUACAAGAGAGAGAGGAGAGAGAGGAGAGAAAUCGCGAGCGAGCACGCCGAGCGGUGCAGAGGGACGGGAGAGAAAAGGGCGGGAAAACAAUUUAGCGCGAAAGGGAGAGAAAGCGGUGGAAGGGCUGCACGCUUUCUCUUAAUUUUGGCGGGAAAAUAUACGUUCCUCCACGACAAUUAAAUUGGUAAAAUUAAAUAAAUAUUUCCCCCCCAUCAACCUCCGCUAAAUUGAUACCAGUAGGUUGUGAGGCGAGGGGGAAAAAUUUUUUCGUGGAAAUUUGUAUCCGUGUGAAAAGUGCCACUAAAAAAGUGGGAAAAAAACCGCACAAAACGUGAGGUAAAAAAGCAAAUCUUUAAAAAAAUAAUAUUUUUAAAUUACAAAUAUUUAACAUAUAUAUUUUUUAAAAAGCACCAACAACCCACCGUCACCCCGCCAUCGCCUUACACUGCGCAUUGUACUACGCACCCAAAGCCGCCACCACCACCUCCAUCAUCACCAUCACCACCACCUCCAUCAUCAUCACCUCCACCAUCACCCGACUCAACCACUCACCGAGAGAGAAGGAGAGCGAGACAUGGCGGCGGCGGCUUCCUUCGGCAAAUUCACUCACGCCGUGGUGAGGGAGCUGCCCGCUUCGCUGGCUUCGGGCGCGCUGCGGCACCACGCGAGCGCCGAGGCGGCGGACCAGGAGGAGGGUGAAGCGGCGGUCGACAUGGCGAAGGCGUUGCGGCAGCACGGCGUCUACGUGGGCGCCCUGCGGCAGAAGCUCGGGCUCCAGGUGGUGGUCAUGCCGGCCGACGAGGCGCUGCCCGACUCCGUGUUCGUCGAGGAUGCGGCCGUGGUGUGUGGCGACACGGCCCUCCUCACGCGCCCCGGGGCACCGUCGCGGCGGCUAGAGGUGGAGGCCAUGAAGGGUGUUGUGGAGGAGCUGAAGAUGCGCAUCGUGGAGAUGACGGACGAGAGCGCGUGUCUUGACGGAGGAGAUGUCCUCUUCACUGGACGGGAGUUUUUUGUGGGUCUGUCCAAGCGCACCAAUCAGAGAGGAGCCGAAAUUCUGGCGGACACGUUCAGGGACUAUGCCGUGUCCACUGUGCCUGUGAGUGGAGCUCUGCACCUCAAGAGCUUCUGCAGCAUGGGGGGACCCGACCUGCUCGUCAUCGGCAGCAGCGAAAACGCACAGCGUGCGCUACGGACCAUGCAGCAGCUCACCGACCACCACUACGACAAACUCACCGUGCCGGACGACGGCGCCGCCAACUGCGUGUACGCGCGGCUCGGCAACAAGGGGCACGCGCUCUUGCACGCGUCCGCCGAGGACUUCCCCGAGUCUGCCAAGGCGUUUGAAAAGCUGAAGGAUUACUCCCUCAUCCCGGUGUCGAACUCGGAACUGGCGAAGGUGAACGGCGCUCUCACGUGCUGCUCUGUGCUGAUCAACAAGCGCCACCAACUGUGACGUCACCCCGCCUGCCCCCCUCCCUCCCCACCGAUCGCGGUCAACCACGCUCGCUCUCUAACGCACGCACGCACGCACGCGCACGAUUUUACACACACACGCAAUGUCACGCAUACACGCACGCAGUGUCCCGCGAACGAACGCGCGCGGUUCACGUAGUCUCACACGAGCACGGUGCUCUCGUGUGCUCGCACGCGUGCUGAUAACUGCACGCACGCAGGCACACAAUCAGCGCACGCUCCUUCACAUGCCCAAUGCUGGUCCCAAAUUGCCCCUAACCCCCCCUGAUGUCACAGCUGAUCACCAGGCACCAGCGCGAUGAAGGCUCAUUUAAGCACGAAGCAAACCACAACGGCCACUUUUAACCGACCAAGCAGCCUCCUGUGGCUCCGAUGGCGCUGAAGAUUCUACAACGUCGCGUGCCCCGCCUCGCUGGGGGGCUGGAGGAUAGGUGGAUAUAGGUGAAAGGUUAAAAUUUGUGAAUGUUUAUAGAACACGAUGGUUACGCCAUCAUGCACAAAUCCAGCAGUAGGGGGGGGGGGGGAGGGGUGUGGGUCUGAUAUGCAGCGUUGCACGACGGUGGAUCCCACAGUGUACCAUCACAAUACAUUGGCGUUUUAUUCGUCGGUGGUGUUGCCGGGGGGCAUCGUUCUGAUAUCGGCAGAAAUUUCUCAAAGACUCGGAAAACAUACCGCAGCCCAAAAUGCUUGCCGUGUGAGCCAACCAAUUUGAUCAGAUGCGCAAUACAUUGAGCUGGAUUUACAUAUCGAUUAUCAGUUGCAUUACACAGCUCCCAUCGGAUCACACAAUACGAGUUGGGGGAGCCAAGAAGUUCAAUAGAUUUCGCCUCUGCUCCAGUGUGUGCCGCUGGACGGGAACAUGAUGGGGGGGGGCGGGGCUUGGUGAUGUCAUCGGCAUCGUCAGCCCACCGUCACGCCGCGUGUGGCCUCCUGGGGGAGGGGUUUGGGGGGCGAAGUCUUUUAAAGGGAGCGCCGAGUAAUCGCCCACGAAAAAAAAUAGAUUUUAUAAUUCACAAUAAAAAAAAGUUUUUGGCCUAAUUAUGUGCGGUAACCCUCCACCACCCGAGACAGCCAGUAAGGUUUGCCACGUAAACAACGCGCGAGAGCCUACGUGUUAAGCCGAUUUAUAAUUCUUGUUAAAACUAAAAUUAACCGACCUUAAAUUGACCAAUCCCAGCUUUAGUGUAAAUACUCGUGUAGCAUCCAGAACAACUCCUGGCUGUCGCCCCGAUGAGGCUGGUUGUAAUUGCUGGCGAAACGUCACCGGUACUUGAAUUGUAAAUGUUGUCGAUUUGCUCUCCACCACACCGGUGUGCUACACCACCAGUAACGAAUUGGCACGUUUUGUUAACG